Arctia plantaginis is the source of this 360-nucleotide messenger RNA. Lineage: Eukaryota; Metazoa; Arthropoda; Insecta; Lepidoptera; Erebidae. The record is from the annotation of a GenBank genome assembly.
AUGCCGGUCGGACGCGGAUCGAAGGAGCUCGGGCGGAGGCGCCCGGCUCGUCAGAGCAUCGGCCCCGGGGGCUCGGCGCCGCAGGGCUGCCACCUCCACCACACCGUAUGCGGCGUUUGCUUGCUAAAUGAGCGGAUUAGGUGCGCGGGGCGGAAGUGUCGGAGGCGACACGCGCGUCGUUGCCACUGCAGGCCGCCACUGAGGCGGGGCGGCCCGGGAAAGCCUCCCCGCGCCCCUCCCGCCCUCGGCUACACCCUCCCGCACCACCCCGCCCGCCAUGUGCCCGGAGCGCGCUCAGCCUCUCGCCUCGCAAAGGGUUGUCGGCAAAGGGAAAUUGCUACUAUCGUCUUUUUGUCGUGA